UGUGCAAAGCAAAACAAAACAAAAAAAAGUGUUAGCGUCAUGCUGAUUAAAUUAAGAAGACUUUUCUUUACUCUAACACUGCUAAUUGUAGUUAAGAUGAUUUCAAGUGCGCCAAAGACGUGGCCGUAUAUGAAAACAUAUGAUAUUUGGGAGACAGACAAAAGUGUAGAUACGUUUAAAGAAGAACAACAUUCAAUCUCUGGGACUUCCCCAAUCUUCGUUCAAAAUAAUUCUCUUGAUGGGCGAACGAAUAGCAGCUUAAGAAGGAAUGCGAAUGGGAGAAGAGCAAAAGUGAUAAAUUUUUUCUCUUUCCCCAUCGAUGAUGAAUGCUUAUCUGAUGACGGCAGAAGAAUUGGGAUGUGCAUGAAUGUUUACGAGUGUCGCAUUCAAGGUGGAACAUCACGAGGUGAUUGUGCUCUUGGCUUUGUUGAAUCGACAUGCGAUCAAGAAGUGUUUAACAACAUCACAUAUUUUGUGUCGCCGAAAUUUCCUGCGCUAAUGCCCCAUGACAGAACAAACUGUUCCAUCAAAAUAAAACUUAUUAGCAACGAUAUCAGUCAGAUUCGCUUGGAUUUUCUUCAUUUUACGCUGAGUCAGCCUAACAGAACGACGGGAAUUUGUGAGAAUGACAACUUUACGAUUGAUGGUGGAACAACACCAUUCAUUAUUUGUGGUCAGAACAGCGCUCAACAUGUUUUAUACGACAUUGGAUCGCCUAAAGCGAGAGCUGAAAAUCAGGAGCUUAAGAUAAACAUUAAUUUGAAACAACGCUCAGUUGCGACACGUUUAUGGGAAAUUCGAAUAAGUCAAAUACCUUUCAGCUUGAAGGCGCCUAGUGGAUGUAUGCAAUAUUUCACGGGCAGUGAAGGUAUUAUACAAACAUUUAAUUUUGCUGAUAACGGAAGGCACCUGGCAAAUCAAAACUACAAGGCAUGUGUGAGACAGGAAAAAGGAAAAUGUAGUAUUCAGUAUGAAACUUGUAAUGAUAAUUCCUUUCGAAUCGGUCCGAAUAUGGGAUUUGGAAUGGGAGGAAGCAUGGGAGGAAAUCCUAUUAUGUCUGAUGGAACACUAGCAGACAACGGGCCAUCGUCAGAUCCAGCAUUGAACGAUGACACUGAACUUGCAGAUGAAACAAUUGACAUGAUGAAUGACGGUGAUUUAAAUCCAUCAAAUGAUGAUGGCACUGAUGGAAGUGACGAUCCAACACAAGCAGACGAACCAACACAAGAUGAUGAAAUGUUAGCUGAUGAAGAAGGUUCAGGAGGUGAAGCAGCAGAUACAGGAUUCUUUAGUGGUUUUCCAUCUUUCACUUUUCCAUCAUUUUUCUCUUCAUUUACGGGACGGAGAAGAAGUCGGCAACUUUACUCACCUUGUACAGAUCGUAUAACGUUGCCAUGCAUUGUUGAAGAUUUCAUUGGAGUUGGUAUGGGAGACAUUCCAACAUGCAUUCCCGUACAUUGCGGUAACUCCUUAUGCCAACAUGGAGAUUCAUCGUGUAAAAUUGAAACAUCCGUAACGCCUUUCCACAUUGGUGUUCAUUUCGGUGAUGGUAAAACUAACAAAGGAAGCCCAGAAGACAACAUUGGAGCGUGUUUACGAUAUAAACAACUUCCAUGCUCAUAG
Molecule: messenger RNA, 1623 nt
Organism: Clunio marinus
Lineage: Eukaryota; Metazoa; Arthropoda; Insecta; Diptera; Chironomidae
Source: the annotation of a GenBank genome assembly